AUGCGUCCCGUUCCGACAUCAGCGGGCUCUGCCCUGCGCACUUGGACCCGACACACCCUUCCUACCAGCUCCACCUCCGCUUCCUCCUCAUCCUCUCGUCUUGCCAUCACAGCUUCAAACAUUCCCCAACGACGACUGGAAUCCUCCGGGGCAGCAACAUCCGGUAGCUCCAGCUUCCAGAGCCCUUUCCGGACGCCCAAGUAUGAUACACGCAAGAUCCCCAGCUUCAAGACGUACGAAUCCAAAAACUCCGAAGUCACGAAUCGAGUCUUUCAAUAUUUUAUGGCCGGGUCAAUGGGAUUGUUGGCUGCUGCCGGGGCGAAAAACACUGUGAUAGGUAGAGACACCCAUAUUGGAGCUUCAGCAGGCUAUGAUCAUGAGCCCAUUGCAGCGGUGCGACGGAUUCAAGUGGUACAGAGCUGA
Messenger RNA from Fonsecaea nubica, 423 nucleotides. RefSeq lists its product as hypothetical. The record is from RefSeq and is a predicted model, not a curated record. Bases 1 to 423 code for a protein of 140 amino acids. Gene Ontology annotation, molecular function: quinol-cytochrome-c reductase activity. The transcript has a single exon. NCBI's taxonomy places the organism in Eukaryota, Fungi, Ascomycota, Eurotiomycetes, Chaetothyriales, Herpotrichiellaceae.